AUGCCUGCUCACCUGCUCCUGUCCGGGGCUGGCCUGCUCCUCGUCCUUUGCUUGCAGCUGAUGACCAACAACGCCCAGGAAGACACGAACUGGAAAGUGUUGACGAUGGAUCUGCAGAUGCAGUCUACCGCACAGGCCGGUGAGGAGGUGCCUGUGACGCUCAGAAUUCACACGGAAAUAAGAGAAUGCAUGGUGAUCAAAGCAUACCUCAGAAGCAGCAUUCCCCUGGAAGGGCCUUCUCACAGUUACACAUUCACUGCCUGCCUGUGUAACGAUUAUCCAAGGACCUUCUUUUGGGACAUUGUGAGCAACUACACUGUGACAGUCGUACCAAUAGUUGAUGUUGUUCGAGAGCUAAACAUCUGCCCUGAAGAUAGGGCAGUAAUGCCCAUCAAAGCAAACCGUUUUUACACGUCCGCUACCCUUUUUAUAACACAAUAA
Molecule: messenger RNA, 441 nt
Organism: Chrysochloris asiatica (Cape golden mole)
Lineage: Eukaryota; Metazoa; Chordata; Mammalia; Afrosoricida; Chrysochloridae
Gene: PIP
Product: prolactin-induced protein
Exons: 4
Coding region: 1-441 (146 amino acids)
Biological process (GO): proteolysis; regulation of immune system process
Cellular component (GO): extracellular region
Molecular function (GO): aspartic-type endopeptidase activity
Source: RefSeq, a predicted model, not a curated record